Messenger RNA from Candoia aspera, 1230 nucleotides. RefSeq names its product vomeronasal type-2 receptor 26-like. Gene Ontology annotation, biological process: G protein-coupled receptor signaling pathway. Gene Ontology annotation, cellular component: plasma membrane. The record is from RefSeq and is a predicted model, not a curated record. Gene Ontology annotation, molecular function: G protein-coupled receptor activity. The coding region runs from base 1 to 1230 and encodes 409 amino acids. Lineage: Eukaryota; Metazoa; Chordata; Lepidosauria; Squamata; Candoiidae. The transcript is spliced from 3 exons.
AUGGUGAUAUUUGAAGGAUUAGUUGUAGUCCUUUUGCCCCAAGUGGUGUGCCUGACUCCCAAUGCUAAAUGCAGCAUCAGUGAGCCUCUGCCCUUUCUUCACCAACAGUAUGGACCUGGAGAUUUCAUUGUUGUAGGCAUUCUGUCUAAGGUCUACAUAUUCUAUACAGUGAUGGACUUCAGUGAAGCACCGUCUAGUAAUCUCUUUUAUGAAAUCCGCAAAUGCCAUUCAGGAUACAGUAAGAAAAAAGUAGAAUCAAAGCCCUUUUGCUGCUAUGAUUUUCUUCGAUGUCCUGAUGGGAAGAUUGCUAACCAGGAAGACAUGGAUGACUGUUUUCACUGUCCAGAGGAUCAGUACCCGAACAAUAGCCAAUAUCUAUGUCUCACAAAAGUUUUAACAUUCCUGAUGUAUGAAGAAAUUUGGGGGACUAUUUUAGCCAGCUCUGCUCUUUUCUGUUCUUUCAUUACAGCUGCAGUCCUCUGGAUUUUCAUUAAACAUCAGGAUACUCCUCUAGUUAAAGCCAAUAACCGAAACCUGACCUACACGCUCCUUGUUGCUUUCUUGCUGUCUUUCCUCUGUGCUUUGCUCUUCAUUGGCCAGCCAUCCAAGGUGACCUGUGUCCUCCGUCAAACCGCUUUUGGAGUUAUCUUCUCAGUGGCCAUUUCUUGUGUUUUAGCCAAAACUCUCAUUGUGGUUCUGGCUUUUAUGGCCACCAAGCCUGGGACCAAGGUCACCAAAUGGGUGGGGAAAAGACUUGCCAUGUCGGUAGUAUUUGGCUGCUCCUUUGUUCAAGCUGUGAUAUGCACUGUGUGGCUGACAACCUCUCCCCCAUUCCCAGAUGCUGACUUGACUUCAGUGGCAGAAGAAAUAGUUCUGGAAUGUAACGAAGGUUCCAACUUCAUGUUCUACUGUGUCCUGGGCUACCUGGGCUUCCUUGCCUUGGUUAGCUUCAUGGUGGCUUUCCUGGCAAGGAAAUUGCCUGAUGCUUUCAAUGAAGCCAAGUUUAUCACUUUCAGCAUGUUGGUCUUCUGCAGCGUUUGGUUGUCCUUUGUUCCAACAUACCUGAGCACAAGAGGAAAAUACAUGGUGGCUGUGGAGAUCUUCUCUAUCAUAGCCUCCAGUGUUGGGAUACUAAUUUGCAUCUUCUUCCCCAAAUGUUGUAUCAUUAUAUGGAGAUCUGAUCUAAACAAGAAAGAAAACCUACGAAUAAAAAACAGUAUAAGAAUAUAA